AUGACGUCCAGUACAAGUAAAGAGAACUUGUUGCAGCCCUCUACGCUUCAGGAAGCCAUUAACGUAAUCAAGUUCCUAACCUCUUCCCAUAAACAAGAAAUAACGAAGUUAAAAGAGGCUCAUAUAAAACAAGCCGAGACAAUUAAAAAGCUCGAAGACAAUAGAAAGAAAGAAUUAGAGUUUUUAUCAAAAGAACUAGAAAAUUAUGAAUUAAACUUAGCUAUAAGGACGGAAGCAGUAAACAAACAAUUAGCUCAAAAAGAUGAAAUUAUAAAAAAGCAACAAAAUAUUAUAGAAGAUUUAACAAAUAAAAUCAAAGUUAAAGAAGCACUGAGUAUACCGGAAAUCUCAAUAAGCGUAGAAUCGAAUUCUGACUCCGGAGUUGCUUUGGAUGUUGAAGACACUAUAUCAAAGUCAAAGGAUGGAAAAGGUGCUGCAAAAGCGACGCGAAAAGGAAGCCGCCGGUUCGCAGACUCUAUUAGCUUCUUGCGUAGGGUUGACUUUUCACCCAUGAAGUAUAAACCUAGUAAUCGCGAGGGGACUAAAAAGAAAGAUGAAAAAAAGAAAACUCUCGAUGUACCCAGAACGGAAUCAAGGGUUCUCAUCCGACAAUUAAGCUCAGAAAAGGCUAGUGAUGAAGAUAGACACUUAUCGGAAGAUAUAGAUUCGAUUCUGUCCGAUGAUACAAUGAACACUUCAUUAAUUAUAAGACCAAAGAAACUAGAUGAAAGUAUGAAUAAUCAUUUCUCAGACGAUGGAAGUGAAGACACCAGUGAAGAACUAUUCGACCGGGUCAUGGUGAGAAGCAGCGUCAGAAGAUCAGUCAAAGCAAAUCCGAAGUACAAAAAGAUAAAUCGAACGAAAUCGAAACUACUCGAACAAGUGAAAAUUAAUAUUGUAGAUUAA
Messenger RNA from Leptosia nina, 906 nucleotides. The record is from the annotation of a GenBank genome assembly. Lineage: Eukaryota; Metazoa; Arthropoda; Insecta; Lepidoptera; Pieridae.